Messenger RNA from Sycon ciliatum, 1597 nucleotides. RefSeq lists its product as uncharacterized. NCBI's taxonomy places the organism in Eukaryota, Metazoa, Porifera, Calcarea, Leucosolenida, Sycettidae. The coding region runs from base 129 to 962 and encodes 277 amino acids. The record is from RefSeq and is a predicted model, not a curated record. The transcript has a single exon.
UUGAGUCGGACGCCUCCAAGGAAGAAGGAGUAAUUCUCAGCAACAUCUUGUUCUAGUGCCAGUGGAGCCAGACGACAGAAUUAGUUGAAGUAACAUCUUUCGAAGCAUUCAUCAAGUCAGGACUCAGGAUGUCUCUCCUAGUGAAGGCCGGCGAGGCGAUACGCAACAGUCCCCUCAUGGCUCGCAAACCCAACUAUGCUCUAGCACAGGAGGACGAAACCGAUCCAUUCUCGCAGGGUGUCACUUUCUACUGCGAGUUUAUGAAGGCGGCUGAUCUACCACCCGAGGCAGGACGAGGAGACAAGGAGAACACGGCCAUUGUUGAGGACAUGUACCGAAACUCGAAAGCACCCUUCAGAAAGUACAGCGUGGUCGUGAAGGACAAGAGCAUUCGUCUGAAGGAUGUCGACAGCAAGCAGGUCAUCGACGAAGUUCCCAUUCAUUUGAUCAGCUAUUGCGGCUCGCACUUAACACUGGACCGAGCGUUUUUUCUGGUCUACCGACACAGCCAGACGAACAGAAUGCGCGCGCAGCUUCUAAGAGCAGCGGACAAACCCAAAGCCCAAGCUAUGGUGAAGACCGUCAGCAAGGCAUUCAGCAUCGCUUUCGGAGCAUGGAAAGCCAAGCAAAACGCCGAGAAGCAAGCGAGUCUGGCAGCCAACAAGGAUUCACCUCGUGCUAGACGAAAGCUAGCCGAUCAAAAGACCCAACCAUCGACGUUAUCCACUGGUAACACGACGGGACCCACGCAGGAAGUGACGGAGAAAAUGGGUGUGAUCACGGUCACACAGCCCAAGGCGGAAGAUGAGGAAAGCGACGAUGAGUUCACAGCACUGGCAGCCUCUCGGUCUCAGCCUGACCUACUGGCCAAUGACGUGGGUGCUGAUCCGAAACAGUUCAACUGGCUAGAGACCAAAGCGCACGUAGAUCCUGGGUCCACCUCCAACCUUCUCGACCUGUGAACACAAUACAACUACUACAGCAUAUCAUUGACCACUGGCACUGGAACAAGUUUUGGAUCGAUGCUGCUCUACAUGAAGUGUACACUCCCCAGACUUACAUAUACAUGUGUGUAAUGCCCUUCAGACUGAUGCAGCGUGUAAUGCCAUGCACGCCCAUGGCGUUGGAAUAGUUGUUAUUUUACAAUUUAAUAUUACAUAAUUAUUAUUGCUGUGCGUUGAGUACACAUAUUGAAUAUAUCACCUUUGCUAGUUCACACAUUUGGGUACAGUAACGUACUUCGAAGUAUCCCGAAAUCACAAUCCCUUAACAACGCUUCCCUUUACACGGUUUACUAGUAGUCUUUCGCUACACUUGCUUGAUCACACAGACGACAUGGUGCUCACUUUAAUAAUUAUUAUUAUCUCGUAUGAAGUUGCUUACUGUGAGAUUUGAGAGCGUUGCAUCAAUUUUAUUUUAAUUUGGAUGGUAUUCCCAAUUGUUCAGAUACACUCUCAUUUUGUCUAAAACUGUUUGUAUCAUGAGACCACCAGUGACACGAUCACUGUAGGUAUUGCUAUCGCUUGACACGUGCUUUGGCCUUUUGGGCAUCGAGUGGCAUUCUGCAAAUCACUGCACUUGUAAUGGGAAUUUCUCA